This is a messenger RNA of Frieseomelitta varia, 373 nucleotides long. RefSeq lists its product as uncharacterized. The record is from RefSeq and is a predicted model, not a curated record. Lineage: Eukaryota; Metazoa; Arthropoda; Insecta; Hymenoptera; Apidae. The transcript has 3 exons. Bases 47 to 373 code for a protein of 108 amino acids.
UUGACAGUUAAGUAUUAUGCCUCUCUAAAUAACUAUAGUCGUAGUAAUGGCUCAAAAAUUGGACAUCAUAGAAAUAACCAAUAAAAUCGAAUGUUCACGUGAAGGUCGUCUUUCCAGCAAUCUGUGGCAGAAAAAUCGACCGACACAUGAAAUAUUUAUUCUAGACAUUACAGCCAGUCUAAAGAAUAUCGAAAUGACUUUGUUUCAGAAUCAUGGCGACAACGAAACAAAAUAUACUUUUAGAAUUUCUCUAGAAAACAGCACGAAACUUUAUUUUAAACAUGUGUGUUUUUACAUGUACGAACGAUUAUUGAGCGAAAUAAAUAGCACGACAUGCACGUUCGUUUUAAAUUUGCGCCGCAGUAAUUCAUAG